Molecule: messenger RNA, 165 nt
Organism: Plasmopara halstedii
Lineage: Eukaryota; Oomycota; Peronosporomycetes; Peronosporales; Peronosporaceae
Exons: 2
Coding region: 1-165 (54 amino acids)
Source: RefSeq, a predicted model, not a curated record
AUGAGCUGGAUCUGGAACGAAAUUGGUCAGUUCUCUCUCGCAAGCGCAGGAAAUCAUCACGUUGUGGCUAUGUUAUCAAGCAACCAGAAAUUUCUCGCCGCGCUAGGAUUGGCUCUUUUAAACACUUCCAUAAUUGCUCACGAGAACCGACUGCACCAAGAAUAG